AGCGAGAACUGGUAACGCAAUUUAACAUUGAAUCGAGGAAGCGUCUUUUAUUUAUCGGACACAAUAAUGGCUGCUACCCAACAACACCGCUGCGCACUGAACGCUCCAGUCGACAUUGGAGGGUCACCGGUGUUUUUGUCGUCGUCCUGAAGCCGCCAUUACCUCCGUUCCUUCCCUGGCCUGACUGCCUACCCACAAUGCACUGCCAGAGGGUUUUGUGUGUCUCUGACAGACCGACAUAACCAUCGCUGCUGCCAAUUCACCAGCCAGUCCACAUCACAGCAACAACACAGCUGAAAGGUCUUGCCCUGGUUGAUCUUGUUCAUUGUCUUACUGAAAUCAUGUCUGGCCCAGGGGACUUACCAGCCCUAGAGGGGCCCGGGGAUGGGCGGGAUGAAGCUUCCCAUUGGGAUGACCCGACGAGCCCUCAGCUACGACGAUAACCUGGAGGCCCCCAUGUCCACGCCCCCCCACGACAUCAGCAUCAACAACCUGUGGAGACGACCCGUCAUACCGGAAAGGAGGUUCUCGCACCUGGCUGAGGAGGAUGAGACUGGUGCUGUGAGUCAGUCUACAGGGCCGGACAGCGCCCCCUCCAGGUCACCAAGUGUAGUGAAGGCCAAGGCCUCCUCCGUCAUCAUGAAUUCUCUCAUCACCAAGCAGACACAGGAUAGUGUGUACAAGUUUGAGCAGAGGGUGGGUCUCACUGACACCAGCUACACACCCCACAAAGGCCUCACCGCUGAGGAGACGAGACACCACCACCGGAUUCCAGAAUCCCUACAUAAACUGCAAAUCCAGAGCAUGGAGACCAGAGAAGAGCGGCAGACCUCCUCCACCCAGUCCACUCCAUCCAACACACCACACAGCUCUCCAAAACAACAACGCAGGGCCUGGUUCGGCAGUACAAGCUCAGAGGUCAGCGGUAGCUCCACCAACAGCAGUGUAGACCUGGGAGACGGAGGAGGCGUGGUCGAGCGGUGGAGCGUGUUUGGGCCGCGGCCGCUUGUACAGAAGUCGACCUCUGACCUGGGAUCAGAGCACAACACAAAUGCAGCAGGCUUUGCCCUGCAGGCGUACCGUGGUGCCCAGAAGCCCUCCCCCAUGGAGGUAAUGAAGUCACAGACCACGCGUCUGGGUGACAACCCUGCUGCUCAGGCGGCGGCCCCUCCCAAAAUGGAGAUUCCCACAGUAGAGGGUCGACGUCAGGGAGCUCGACCACACAAGAUCAAACACAGAGACAUGAACAUCCUGACGCCCUCUGGCUUCUAACACGUCACAUGACAUCAAAGCUGCACGUCACUCAGACGCUAAAGGUCCCAUAAAAUGAAAACUUCUCUCUCAUAUUGUUACACAACUUAUUGCCACUUUAAAGAUGUGUUGAAAGUCAAUUUAAUACAUUUUUUUAGACAGAAUCAUUUAAUCUUCAGCUGCUUUCAAAUGUUAACGUCUUGCCCCCGAGAUGGCAUUUCCAUCCAGUGAAUCUGGGGUGAGCAAACUGACCCCUUCAAAUAUUUACUUUUAUUACAACUUUGGUCUGAUUUUUGUUGUUUUGUACAUUAAUAAUAACACUACUCAAGUCAAUCACUGACAUCUGGAAUAGCGACAAUAUUGUUAGAAAGAUGUCAUAUGAGAUGGAUUGUAAACAAAGUCCCAGGUUAGAGAAGAAAACAAGGAGGAAUUGAAAAAGUGUCUGUUGUCCACAGCCAUCAUAGUUUACAGACUUCCUGUGUCAACUUUGACCUACUGUAACUACUGUAGUUGUAUGGUUUUCCUGUCAAAAGAGAUGUGACGCUUCAUUUCAGGUGUGCUAACUGGUCUGUUUCCUGCAAACAAAGUGGAUUAGCUAAUCUGGCUAAGCUGUUAACAACCUGUAGGAUCCUCUGACUGUUGCUUCUUGCCCCACCGGGCUUUGUUGCGUCAGUGCCAGCGUGUUCUCAGAACUCAAUUUACUACUGAUGGUCAAAACCACAAAAGUAAGACCCAGGUUGUGUUGUGGAAUUAUACUUGAAGCUAACUGCCGCUAGCUACGAAUGCAUAGGCUUGAAUUUAUGUGCCAAUUUGCAACAUCCUCAAUAUUAGUAGCACAUUUGUCUGCUGACGAAGGCUCCAAAGUAUCUGCUCUUCAUUGUGCCGGUCAGGACAUUUCCCUCGUUCUUGUCUUCCUCUUCAGUAACAGUCAGUUUUGGAAGGAAGCAGCUAUUAUCAGUGUCCAUUUUGCAGUCUUUUUUUUUCCAUGUAAAAACUACAUUAAACCUAAAUCUGAAAGUCAUUUUAUGGGACCUUUUUAACAGCAGCACCAACAUUCAGAUAACCAUUGUACUGUCCACCAUCUUCGCCACUGAAACAAUUCUGGAUAAAAAAAAAAAAAAAAAAAGUAGUUUCACAUCUGCACUUCUUUGUGGCAUUUACUGUGUUGCUUGGCUGUAAAAUCAAACUCUCUGUGAUCCUUCACCCUUUUAACUGUUACAUCCAGUUGCAGCAUGCUGACAUAAACAUGGGCUCAAGUUAACAAAUUCAGCAUGUAUCAACCUGAGUCCAGAUAACCUGGCGGACCACUGACUGACAACUUUGCCCAGCUGAAGGUGAAGGUGAAGAUGAAGGUGACCCUGAUUGAAAAGGAUAUCCCUGUAAAUGCACUUUAUCCCCACUCUUCCCACCACAGAGACUAGCUCUAUUAUCUGCUCACCAGGGUGCAAAGUAAUGUGAUAAAAAACCUCCUCUGCUUCAGAGUUGAUAGUCUUUACAUCCUGUCUGUCUCUUUUUCAUUGUCUUCUUAAAGGGGCAUUUCACUAAGCAGGGUGGGAUUAAUACGUCUAACAAAUGGCUUAAGUGUAGUUUAAUACGAAUAAAACCAACAGAACAAAAAAGAUCCAUAGAAAAUUGUACAAAUUUUGUCUCAGGAAAUCUUGGAAAUUUGGCAGACUCCUGCUCACUGAAACGUUCCAUUUGUUUUGCAUUAUACUUUUGUGUGUUUUAAUGUAGAGAUUAAGAUGUUUUUUUUUUUUUUAUCUGCUACUGUAGCAACAAAUUUUGUUCCUUGUAGGAUCAGAAGAAAAAAAAUGCCCACCUGGUGUGUGCGUGUGUGUGCAGAAAUCAGAGCUACAUGUGACUCAAGACUCAAACAUUGACAUGGUCCAGUGUUUCCAUUACUGGAGUCAAAACAGAGAAGUUAAAAGAACCAAAAAGAAGAAGAGGUUUUGAACCUCUUUUAAAGGUUCGGUGUGUGAGCUCUGUUUUUUUCUACCCAUGGUCACAUAUGAAGGAUUCCUGUUUCUGUUUCUGAUGAGUUUUGGUGCUUAACUGACUGAAGAGACCACUGGUGUGCACACUGGCCACAUCCUGCAGAAACCUUGUGUCACUCAGAAAAAGGGAAACACCUUGCCUUACAAUAACAUAAAAUGACUGAAAUACAGGGUUUAUUUUAGAAGUGCUAGCUUACUGCUAAUAAAUGCAUAUUCAUACAAGGUCCCUGCAAGAGUGUGUGUGUGUGUGUGUCUGUGUCUGUGUGAGAAGCUUCAAACUGCUUAAUAAGCACUAUGAUUCACCUGUUAAAUGAAAUGUAGGGCUGGUCGUUGUUGUUAUUGCACUUUCAUUAUUAAGUUGGCUCGUGAUCUGUGUAUUGUACCACAGCAGUGGAAGAGGUUGUCUGUUUUAUGGGGUAAAUAUUUCAAAUGCAAGUAAUUUGCCACUUGUAACUGCUGUGGUGUCAGUCAAAUGUUGUCAGUUUUCUUUUCAUCUUGACAAACGAUCUUAAAGCUGGACAGAAAACACACUCUGCUGUCAGCAGCUGUAAAUAUUAAAUGAAUAUGACUGUUUCUGCUCUGUUCAAUUUUGUUGUUACCUAGUUUGUGUUCACAAGUGCUCUGUGUUUAAAGUGACGCUGUUCCCUUUAAAUCUCUCCCUGACUGAAGUAUCACAUCUGUAUGGUAGUGUGAGUCUAUUACAGUUUCUGUUUCUGUUCCACAUUUUUCCCAGUGGAUGUUCAGAGACAUUUUCUUUGAUUUGUAUAGUCUCUGUACUGUUUUCUUUUUCUUUGCCUCAACAGUUUGAAAAUUGAGAAUAAAUGUUACAUUUCCAUCAGAAAAACAAAA
Messenger RNA from Dicentrarchus labrax (European seabass), 4094 nucleotides. RefSeq names its product putative monooxygenase p33MONOX. The transcript is spliced from 9 exons. Gene Ontology annotation, cellular component: cytoplasm. Bases 385 to 1272 code for a protein of 295 amino acids. The record is from RefSeq and is a predicted model, not a curated record. NCBI's taxonomy places the organism in Eukaryota, Metazoa, Chordata, Actinopteri, Moronidae.